This is a messenger RNA of Acanthoscelides obtectus, 5441 nucleotides long. The record is from the annotation of a GenBank genome assembly. Lineage: Eukaryota; Metazoa; Arthropoda; Insecta; Coleoptera; Chrysomelidae.
UACGAAUCAACACCAUCCCUCGAGGAAAUCAGACGGAACACUGCCUGAGGAAGCUUCCAAGCCGAAUAUUAUGCUUUCCUUCCCACAGGAUACGCCACUGUUGCAGUCUGCCCUUCACCACAUGCAACUCUAUCGAUCCAGAUGGGAGAAUUCGCAACUCCCCAUCGCUCUUUGUAGUUGAAAACCCGGUCGGUAGUCACACUUUGCACUGCACCGCCUGUAGCUUGCAUUUCAAGAGUAGCUCACGACAUAGUUUGAAUUGCACAUAUCUCGCGGGUCAUAGCUUAACGUAGUAUUUGAGGCCACAGAUUGCAUCAGCAAGAUGGGUCAACACUUCCAGACUGUUGCAGCCAUGGCUUGCAUGAAAAGUCUACUUAUGGUCUUUAAUUUUGUCUUCUGGGUUUCUGGCAUUGCUAUCUUGGCUAUAGGAGUAUGGAUGGAAAUAGAACUGUACAAAUACAUGGAAAUGAGCACCGAAUUUAGUGGUACUGCUCCUUACGUCCUUAUUGGCACUGGGUCGUUGAUUAUUCUGAUCGGUUCAUUGGCGUGCUGUUGCACUGUCAAAGGACAACCUGUGCUUCUAUACAUUUAUGGGGCAUUCUUAGCAAUUGUCUUCGUCCUAGAGGUAGGUGCUGGCAUCUCAAUCUUUGCCUACCGCACCAAGUUAACCGAAGGAUUUGACAAAGGACUCACUCAAGCUAUGACUAACUACCAACUGAACACUCCUGAGGCGCAGAACUUCGACCGUAUGCAACAAACGCUAAAAUGUUGUGGAAAUCACAAAGCUUCUGAUUGGUCAGACUUGAUGCCGCCACAGUCUAUACCAUUAUCCUGCUGCAUCAAAGAAAACUGUGAUACUACGGAAAGGGAUCAGAUAUACACACAAGGUUGUUAUAACAAAAUUGUGGAUUUCUUAGGAGAGAACAUAGGAAUUGUAGCUGGAGCAGCUGUUGGUAUAGCAUUCUUUCCUCUGGUGGGAGUUAUACUGUCUUGCUGUCUAGCUAGCGUGAUAAAUAAGGCUAAAUACGAACAGAUGACCUAAACUUGAUUGGCCUAAGAUUUUAGAGAACUGAACAUAUAUCAUCAGUAUCUUCAGUAUAUCAUGUAUGCAAGACUACCUUUUGGUAACGCUGUAUUUUUUAUAUCACACGUGUGCUUCUUGAAAUGCAUGGUUGUAACACGGAAAUAUUAAAAAAAACAAGAACAUAUUAAAAAAUAUAAAAAACCAGACUGCAAUAACUGAAAAAUGGUUAUUUCAAUUGUGAUGUCAAGACAAGACGAAUCUAAAGAUACAUCAAAUGUCAAAAUAUAUAGCAGGUAAAAUAGAAAUUUAUAAGUUGAAGUUUGCGUUUUAAGUCCGUCAUUCUGUAUUUAUGAAAUUUUAAUACACAGGGUCACCCGCAGUGUCAAAACAAAUCUAUAGGUUUUUCCAGGGUUAUUGGAGAGUCACAGCAAAAAUACAGGAAUCAUUUUCAUACAUCCAUCUUCCUCGCACAUACUCGUAGAUAUGCAGUCGAUCUCUAUUUGUGGAAGUUGUUGUGUAAACUCAAAAACAUACGUUUUUUAGUUGUCUCACCGCCAUGAAAAUUUUCUCGCCAACUUAUUAGUCUUGCACAUUUAUGGCAACUGGCACUGUUAACGUGAAAGCUUGCUUUUGAUGCUUUUCAUGUGAUUUGUGUUUACCCACGUUGAUCUUCGAUAUAAAACAUAGUUAGCCCUGAAGAUACAACUGCAACGUCGACAGUCUGUAUUAAAAGUAUUUUCAGAAAGUGAGUGAAAACGGUACUCUAUCACCCAAUUCUUAUGUGGUGUAUGUGCAAGAGUGAGUAGCAAACUGAGUUACGAAUCUGGAUGUGCAUUGUCCAAUUUCCCUUAGGAAAGUUACCAUCAAUCUGAAAACUCAUUUCAUAUAUUUGUAAAUCCACCAAGCCGUUUAGACUGUAGCCCGUGAAAUAGAAUUAUUCUUGUUCACCUACAUAGAUUGAAUACAUAGACAAAUAUGCCUCCUUCUGAUGCAUUCGGGUAAUAAAAUGACCAAAACGUAACUUUGGCAGCCUGGAAUAAUCAACACACGAUGACCGAUUAGUAUAUUUUGCCAUAUGUAACGUCAGUGGACAACUAACAAAUGUCAAUUAUAAGCUCUGCUUAAACAAUCUGACAUGAUUCUGUGUGAUACGAUGAUAUAUCUCAUGUGAUUUGAGCGGCUAUUUGUCCCGCUAUGAAUCGACCCCCUCUAACUUUUUGCUAUGACCGUUUAAAAACAUAUACAAUAUGUAUACAGGGUGUUCCAUAAUUAUUGCGACAAAAUGAUAGGGGUUGUAGAGGGCAUCAAAAUGAACAAUUUUGCCUUAUAAACCCCUGUUCGGAAAUAUGCCGUUUGGGCUGCAGCAAAAAAAAAGAUCAGUUUCUUGAAACAUUAAUUACUCAAAGUGUCCUCCACCUUGCUCAAUACACAGCUGUGUACGAUUGUUCAAUGAUCGGCGAACUCUGUGGCAUACCCCCGGUAUGUCCUGAACAUGUGCGGACUCUUCCCAGUAGCUCUUGUUGGUUGGGAACAGGAGUUUCGGACACUAAAGCUUUCAGGUCGCCCCAGAGAAAUUAAUCCAUUGGGGUCAAGUCGGGUGACCCCGCAGGCCAACGCACAGGGCCACCUAUUUGGAAAUUUGUCGUCCAAAUACUGCCGCACUUGUAAAGAAAAGUGGGCUGGAGCGCCAUCGUGUUGAAACCACAUGUUGGCUCUUAUGUUCAGUGGCACAUUUUCUAAUAGUUCUGGUAGCACAUGCUGUAAGAAUCGACCAUAAGCAUGCCCAUCCAAAUGUGGUGGAAGCAAAUAUGGCCCGAUGAUAUGCUCGUCCACAAUGCCGCACCAGAUGUUAAUUGGAAACUGAUGUUGGUCUCUAUGGAUGGCUAUGGCAUGAGGGUUUUCUCCAUCCCAAAUGUGACUGUUACGGCUAUUAAAAUAACCGUCCUUUGUAAAACAGGACUCGUCAGUGAACAAAACGUAGCGAGCAAAGUUUGGUUGCCUCAACUCCUGCUGCAGCCACCAACGACAAAAACGUCGACGCGGCAGAUAAGUCUUCUGGACCCAUGGCUUGGACUUUUAAAAGGUGGUAUGGGUGUAGUUGCUCGUCAUGGAAAACCCGCCAAACAAUAGUUUGAGAUGCUCCCAUAUCAUGUGCAAUAGCACGCACGCUUGUAGGCGGAUUGGCCGCUACAUGAUGCAGAAUCGCUUCCUCAAAUUCUACUGUGCGCCUCGUGAAGGGCCGCCAGCCUCCCGCGACGUGUCUGAUGCUGCCACUGACACGAAGACGUCCAUGAAUCCUUGCAAAAAUGACAUGAUGCGGAUAAGGACGUUCUGGAAACCGUUGAGCGUAGAUUCGCGAGGCUCGUCUUCCGUUACCACCAGCUUCUCCGUAAAUUAAAUACAUAUCCGCAAGUUCCGCAUACGAAUAACGCUGCAUUUUAACACUAAGGUACUGUUAUUUACCUAGUUUGACGCACCACUCAGAUAAAUUACAUGAAUCGGUGUGGAGAAUUUACGAUAACAAAAAUGUAAACCGGCGAGACCAUGAAAUGAAAUGUGCUAGACGAACAUUUUGCAGCUGGUGAAUUUUUUGUUUCUCCUAUGAGCUCUUAAGGUAAAAUUAGCGGUAGUGCUCAAACGGCAUAUUUACGAACAGGGGUUUAUAAGGCAAAAUUGCAUAUUUUUAUGCCCUCUACAACCCCUAUCAUUUUGUCGCAAUAAUUAUGGAACACCCUGUAUACAAAAUUCUAAUUUAAAAAUAAUAGUCGGUUUUUCUGUAGUUCCAAAUAUAUGUACGAGAGCAGUCCGAUAAGUACUUGGCCUACAAAUGGUACCGUUCCACACGCGUCAAAGCAAAACUACGAAUCCGAUGUGCUUUAACAGAAGCCGUCUGGAAUGUACAGUAUAUUCAGAUAAGAGAUAGACCGGACAUAAACAAGACCACGUGAUCAUCGAACGCUGUAACAUUCGGCAGGGACGUAUUAAGAGUCACGCAGUACAUAUUUUAGAUAGUAGAUGCUGCUUUGCGUAACUUUGUAGUAAAUUAGCACAAUUCGAUGUGUAUACGAUUGGUGAUGGAUAUAGGAUCAUGUGGGGGUGGGGUAAGAAAUAUAUAAUGAUGUAAAUAUACAUAAGGGUUUCAAAAUUUUCGCUUCGAUUUCCAGCUUCGGAUGCCGCCUGAUGUUUGGUGAAAUACAGUCGAAUAUAAUCUCAAAAUGGCGUUUAAAUUAGCCUAAAUUAAAAAUAACCGUAUAUCUCUUAAAAUUGCUUUUAGAAUAUUGAUUAGUAUAUUUUUUGAUUUCUAGGUAAAUAUGUAACCAAAUUAAAACGUUCAAAACGUAAAAAAAUGUGCAUGGUUGAACAUUGUCAGAAAGUAGAUUCUUGAAUAGGUUUUGCCAAAAUGGGUUCAAAAAUGUCAAUAAUUAAUUAAAAAAUACAGUAGCUUUAUAAUUACUUAUAACUUACCGAAUUUGAUGAACGACAUCUUUUAUUGGAAAGAUGAGCUUGAUGAGCUUUCAUCAUCGCUACUGCCUGAAGCACCAACGUCAAUAAUGAAUGGCUCGACUUGUUCCUCUAAAAUAUUGUCCAGUUCCCACAUUCUCUUUUCAACUUUGUCUUUCACGUGCUUAAUACAGUUUUCCCAUUUUUGCGCUGUUAUUAAUUCUAGUGCUUCUUUGAAAAGUCCUUUGAGGUCACAAAAUUUAAAAGUUGUAUUGUGCUUAGCUACAUAAUUUUUAACCUCUGCCCAUAUGAACUCAAUGGGAUUGAGCUCGCAAUGGUAUGGAGCUAAACGGAGCACAGUUUUAUUUUGACUUGCUGCCAUUUCGUCAAUGGCGUAUUUUUGAUAUUCCGCCUUGUGAUCCUUGACAAUUCUUAAUAAUUGUACUUUCAGCAUUGCUUCUUCAAAUUUGAUAUUUUUCGAGCGGAGCCAAUUUUGAACAUCAACUUUCCUUGAAGCCGUUGUUGGGACCUUCUCCAUUCUUCGAGAAUGAUAAGGCGCAUUAUCCAACACAAUUACUGCGUUUUCCUCUAAGUUCGGUAAAAUUUUUGAAAACCACUGUUCAAAGAUUCGCCAUUCAUUUCCUCGUGGUAAUUUCCAGUUUUCUUAGACUCAAAGCACCACAGACCGUCAACAACAAAUCCAUCCUCACUGCCAAUAUGGCAGAUAAUGAGCCUUUUCCCUUUACCUGGAAAUCGAAGUACUAACUGGUGUAGAUUUAUUUCAAUAAGCGAACCUUUUUCAAAUGUUUUCAUCACAUUCAGCGAAAAAAUAUUGAGACAUGAGUAUCAGAUUGCUAUAAUUGGGAUUAUUUAGUCAUAUUGAAAGAAAGAAUAUUGAACGAUUACUCAGCGCUUCACAAUUUAAUUUAAAGUUAUAAACCUUUAAAAAAUGAAUGAUCAGGAACCUGAAACACGC